CUUUUUCGUAAUCAUACACACACACACCAAACAUCUUACAACUAAGAAAAUACAAACAUGGGCUCCAUCUCCCUCACCGAUAUGUCCAACCCUUCGUGCCUCCUCUACGGCGCCCACGACGCCCGCUACGAAGACCGACCCAUUCCCACCAUCACCUCCCCAACAGACGUAACAAUCCGCAUUGCCUACACCGGCGUCUGCGGCAGCGAUGUCCACUUCUACCUCCACGGCGGCAUCCACCGCCCCAUCUCCCCCUCCAACCCCAUAACAAUGGGCCACGAAUCCACCGGCAUCAUCCACGCCGUUGGGCCCGCCGUGACCACCCUCUCGCCAGGCGACCCCGUAGCUCUCGAACCCGGCUACGCAUGCCACCGCUGCAACCUCUGCAAAUCCGGACGAUACAAUCUCUGCCGGGAGAUGAAGUUCGCCGCCGUCCCAAGUGUAUGUCACGGCACGCUUACUCGCUUCUUCAAAUUACCGGCCGAUUACUGUUAUCGUAUCCCGGAGGGGACGUUGGGACUGGAUGAGGCAACGCUGUUGGAGCCCUUAGGUGUGGCGGUGCGGUCUGUCAGGGAGGUGGGGGUGAAGCCUGGGAUGAGUGUUGUGGUGUUUGGGGCGGGGUCAGUGGGCGUGUUGUGUAUGGCUGUGGCGAGGGAGUUUGGGGCAAGUAGGGUGGUGGGGGUGGAUUUGAGUGAGAAGAAGUUGGCGUUUGCGGAGAGCGUGGUGGGUAAGGGGGUUUGGGGAGGUGGGUAUGUUCCGUCUGGGGAUGGGGAGGUGGAUGGGAGGAGGCUGGUUGAGGGGUUCUGCGAUGGUGAUGAGGAAGGAAAUGCAGGGUUUGAUGUUGUUAUUGAGGCUACGGGGGCAGAGGCUUGUAUUAAUCUUGGGAUAGAGGUGGUGAAGGUUGGAGGGGCGUUUAUGCAGACGGGCCUGGGUAGGAAGAAUGUGGAUUUUCCUAUUGGGACGGUGGCUGGUAAAGAGGUGGUGGUUAAGGGGUGUUUUCGGUAUGGGCCAGGAGAUUAUAAGCUCGGGAUGCAAAUGGCUGUGGAGGGGAGAAUUUCGCUAAAGAGUUUCAUUACGAAGAUUGUCGGGUUUGAGGAAGCGGUUGAGGCGUGGGAGACUACGGCUAGAGGAGAGGGUAUUAAGACGUUGAUUAGGGGGGUGGAUACGCCGGUGGAGGAGUAGGCUGCAGUCUGCUGCAUCGAUUGAGUAGUGCAUGUAAGGAGUAGAUGAAGCUGGAUAGCUAGCUAUAGUUCUAUCCCCGCAUGCAUCCGGACUAAGCCCUCUGUGCCUGAGUGGUCAUCCUCUUUACCUCGUCCUCCAAGAUCUCCGGCAACGUCGCCUCAAUACUCGGCUGCGUGGGCGUCCAUUCCAACACCUUGGCUCCUCUCCUGGCACGUCCCCGAGAAUUCAACCCCCAACUCAGCGCCUCAUACCCGCCAUACCUCUUUGCAUCCUCCAAACUGAUCUUCUCCUUCUCGAC
Aspergillus neoniger CBS 115656 is the source of this 1480-nucleotide messenger RNA. Its product is annotated as NAD(P)-dependent alcohol dehydrogenase. Gene Ontology annotation, molecular function: L-iditol 2-dehydrogenase (NAD+) activity; zinc ion binding. Gene Ontology annotation, biological process: D-sorbitol catabolic process. The transcript has 2 exons. NCBI's taxonomy places the organism in Eukaryota, Fungi, Ascomycota, Eurotiomycetes, Eurotiales, Aspergillaceae. Bases 58 to 1182 code for a protein of 374 amino acids. The record is from RefSeq and is a predicted model, not a curated record.